AUGGCGGACGCUCGCGAGACCGAAGCUGCAGCUUUGCAAGCUGCUGCGGAAGCGCAUGAGCAAGCCUUUGGACAUGGAGGUCCAGGCCAGGUGUCGGAGAACGAAGAAAAGGAAGACUUGCCCGUGCUGAAGAGACCCGCAAGCAAGAAUGCUCCCAAAGGGAAGCCACAGGGCAAAGCCAAGAGUAAGGGCAAGCCUAAGACUUCGCCUAAGCCGAAAGUGAAGUCCUCGAAGGAACAGGACAAGGAUGCAGGCGAAGACUCGACCAAGCCCCUUAAGCGCAAGCACGAGGAUGCAGGGGAAGACCCCAAGUGCAAGAAAGCCAAGGGUGAAGCGCCUGAACCAAAGGGCGGCAAAGAUGAGGACAACGACAAGAAGAAGAAAGGCAAGGCGAAGGACAAAGACGAAGAGCGGGCCAAGAAGCUUCAGUUGGAAGAGCCGGAAGAGCCGGCGCCUGAAGAGUCGGCUGUUGAGGCGGCUGAGGAGCCUGAGCACCGAGACCCGAAGAAGGCUUGGUACUUCAACAAGGUGUUGAGCACCAUGCCUGAACCCGUGCAGGCAUUGUUCCGGUCAAGCACCAUCAGCCGCAAAGAGAAAACGAAGCUAGUGCAUGCUUGCGUCGGCAAAGAUGACAAGGGCAAGUGGGUGGCAACGCCCAACAACGCUGUCGUGGAGAGCAUGAGCAACAUGUACUCAGAGCUCGUUGGUCGUGAAAAGGCGAAAGGCAUGCCGAAGGCCUUGAUGCUGGGCCGACUCGGCGGGGGCGAAGAAGCCCUGGAGCGUGCCUUGAGGGAUGGUGAUGUGAAGUGCAUCCAGCAGAACGGGAAGACCUUUUACUUCUUCGAAGAGGUCGAGAUUUGCAGGAGCAAAGGCAAAGUGGAAGCCACGAAGUCUAGCAUGCAGAACAACACCCCGGGCCUCGAGGAGAUGAGCAGCUUCCAGUCCUUCCUGACCAAUUUCAGGCCUACGUUCAAUGAGGACGAGGGCGACGUGAAUUUCGGCUUGCAGAACCCGCCGUCUUCUGGCAGCAGUGGUCCAGAUGGAGGUCGCUUGGCCCGCUUGGCGAUUUGCGACGGGCCGGUGGCUUUGAAUGCGAGCGCCAUGCAGAAGGUGGAGGACGCCUUGCAGUGGCUGUACAAGGCCAAGAAUGAUGCCAGGAAGGCCUUGCAAGCUUGCGCAGGAACAGGCCAAGGAGUUCAGGCUUUGAAGAGUGCGCUGAGCAGCAAGGUCCAGGAGGUGUUGCGCUUUCAGCUCACGCUCGAGGAGGUGAAGAUUUCGGGCCAAGGUGAGUUUCAGGAGACGAAAGCGCUCUUGUCGAACACUGCCAAAGCCCUGAUGGACACGCAGGAGCUGGUGCGUGGCUUGACAGCCAUGAGCUGA
This is a messenger RNA of Durusdinium trenchii, 1380 nucleotides long. Lineage: Eukaryota; Dinophyceae; Suessiales; Symbiodiniaceae. The record is from the annotation of a GenBank genome assembly.